Molecule: messenger RNA, 2122 nt
Organism: Malurus melanocephalus (red-backed fairy wren)
Lineage: Eukaryota; Metazoa; Chordata; Aves; Passeriformes; Maluridae
Product: zinc finger protein 239-like
Exons: 4
Coding region: 335-1225 (296 amino acids)
Biological process (GO): central nervous system development; regulation of transcription by RNA polymerase II
Cellular component (GO): nucleus
Molecular function (GO): RNA polymerase II cis-regulatory region sequence-specific DNA binding; DNA-binding transcription activator activity, RNA polymerase II-specific
Source: RefSeq, a predicted model, not a curated record
GAGCACAGGAUGCUGCUGCUGCUGCUGCUCACAGGAGGAGCGGGCAGGAGAGGAGGGACAGAGGAGGAAGAGGAGCAGGGAAGGAGCACAAAGAGAAUCAGCAGAAGCAGCUGCCAUACGCGUCCAUCGCUUUCUGUGUUCACAACCCUUUACUCCAGGAGCAUCCAGCCCUCGCAUCCCGCAGGCAUUCACUCACUCACUCCAGGUGUGGGCCACCACCCCCACAGCUACUCCAAGGCCAGGCCACUUACAUCUCAGGUGUCCAGCUGGACAUGAUCACCUCAGGAACAGCUUGUUUUCCUCCCUGGAUUUCCCAUUCCCCAACUUUGGCCAGAUGGAAAAGAAGGCUGCGAGGAAGAGGAAGAUGCCCCAGGACACCCAAGCAGACAACAAGCUGAGGAUGGAGACCAGGGAGGACAAAUCCCCACAGCAGAACCUCAUGGAAGACGCCAUUUUGAGCAGCUCCACAGCACAGAAAUCCAACGGGGAGGAAAAGCCCCAGAGAUCCCACACUAGGAGGUGCUCCAAACCCAGCCCAGCRUGCUCUGAGGAGGAAACGCCCACCCUGUGUGGGGAAGGCAGAAAGAGCUUCAGUGCAGGCUCAGAGCUGGUGGUCCAUGAGCAGCCUCAAACCAGGGAGAAGCCCUACAAGUGUGGGGAAUGUGGGAAGAGCUUCAGCCAGAGCUCCCACCUGAUCCGCCACCAGAUGAUCCACACUGGGGAGAGGCCCUAUGAGUGUCCUGAGUGUGGGAAGAGGUUUCAGACCAGGUCCAAUCUCCUGCUGCAUCAGCGGAUUCACACAGAGGAGAGGCCCUUCCACUGCCCUGACUGCGGGAAGAACUUCAAGCACAAUUCCCAGCUUGUCACCCACCGACGGAUCCACACUGGGGAAAGGCCCUAUGAGUGUGGGGAAUGUGGGAAGGACUUCAGCCAUAUCUCUGAGCUCAUCAUCCACCAGCGCAUCCACACUGGGGAGAGGCCCUAUGAGUGUCCUGAGUGCGGGAAGAGGUUUACAAAGAGCUCAAAUCUCCUCCUGCAUCAGCGGAUUCAUACAGAGGAGAGGCCCUUCCGCUGCCCUGAUUGCGGGGAGGGCUUCAAGUACAAUUCCACCCUCGUCAGGCACCGGCGCAUCCACACCGGGGAGAGGCCCUACAAGUGUCCCCAGUGUGGGGAGAGCUUCACUCGGACUUCUAACUUGACCAAACACCAGUGGAGGCACCAGUAAGGGAAGCUGUGUGAUCCACGUAGGUAAGACACCUGACUGAGGGUCCUUUUAUUUUGGCCCUAAUUUUCUUUUUGAUUCAUUCUCAUCCCUUAUAAACACCCAAAAUAAGGCUAAAAGUAAAGAAAUUAAUAAAAUAUGUUAAAGGCCCCAUCAUUUUGCAGGUAUUUCAGGGGGAAUUUAGUGAUUGGGGACUUAUUCAGAAAUAUUUGUGGGUUCUGGGAGAAAUCUGGGUGGUGUUCUCCAUCUCUUCACACUCCAGAAGUCAAGAGGGAUCAAUCUCUCACCUCAAAAUUACUCAAUCCCACCUCAAAAUGGCUCAACCCUGCCACAAAUUGGCUUGUUACUACCUCCCAAACUUCAGUCCCUCCCCAAAAUUACACAAAUUCAGAGCCUGCAGGGAAGGAUGGGGUUGGAAGGGAAUGGGAAAAUUUGGAGGUGUAGGAUUGGGAUUGUGUGGGGCAAGGUGGGUGGGAUGUAUUCUGAUAGCAAAUAAAACUUUCAGCAUUAUUGAUUUCUGUCCCGUUGAUUUUCAGUCAGCUUCAGUUUGGUUUGCAGAGUGCCACCUUCUCCGCUGAUUAUAUUUGGAUCCUCCUUUCUCUUCUUUCUUUGCCUGCUCUCUUUCUUUCCUAGUGUCUCUCUUUACCCAGAGCUGCUCCCAGCCAAAGACCCUCACCUGACGUUGUUCCAAAUCCAUGAGCUAAAACAACCAUGAAUGAAGUUAUGAAGGCUGGCAGUGAAAUGCCCUUUUAAGAUUUUGCUCCACUUGGCUUUCAGCCCCUUCUUAAGAGCUUUGCCUUUGAAGGCAAGAACAUAUUUUCCUUAUUGAAACCUGGAAUUCCAAACCCUUGGAGUGGGUGCCGUGGAUCCCAGAGGGCAAUUCUCAAGGCUCCCAAGGUG